Messenger RNA from Erythranthe guttata (spotted monkey flower), 3320 nucleotides. RefSeq names its product LRR receptor-like serine/threonine-protein kinase GHR1. The record is from RefSeq and is a predicted model, not a curated record. NCBI's taxonomy places the organism in Eukaryota, Viridiplantae, Streptophyta, Magnoliopsida, Lamiales, Phrymaceae. Gene Ontology annotation, molecular function: ATP binding; protein kinase activity; protein binding. Gene Ontology annotation, biological process: protein phosphorylation.
UAUGCAUAAAUGAAUUAUAAGAAUCUUGUUGCAGUUGAUGUCAAGAUUCCCUCAAAAUUUUGGCGGGUAAAGCUUCAAAAUUAGUGACAAAUUACUCCCAUUCAGAAAUCUUUGUUUAUUUCUUUAGCAGCAAAUAAAAGACGAAUUAAAUUCAGUUCUCUAGUAAAGCAAUUUAAGACAAUCUGAAAAUUCCAAAGAAAGGAUUUUUAUGUUGGGCCUACCACAUGUCUCUUCAUUUUUUGUAUAAUUACCAGAGGUUUACGGAGCUUUGACGUGCCAAAGGUUUUCCGGGACCAUCGUUUUCCUCGUCUUUAAUUCAUCUGCACUGCUAAUAUGAACACACCCCUUUUGCUUCGUUUUCUUGCUUCUUGUUUUUUGUAUAUGAAAAAUCUAUGUUGUUAGUACACUUGUUUUGUUGUAGUGAAAAUGAUGAUGAUGAUCUUUAGGCUUUGUUUGGUUUGUCUUUGGUUUUUCGGUGCCACGGGGCAGCUCCCUUCUGAGGAAACUUCAAUACUGCUCGAGUUCAAAAGAGGAAUCAAACACGACCCAACAGAUUUUGUGCUGAAUUCGUGGAAAUACGAGUCCGUUAAUUCCAACGGCUGUCCUAAAUCUUGGUACGGUAUUACAUGCACUAGCAGUAAUGGUAAUAUCGAAGCCAUUGUUCUCGACAAUCUAGGAUUAUCCGCCGAUGUCGAUUUGAGUAUAUUCUCAAAUCUGACAAUGCUCGUAAAACUCUCGAUCUCCAACAACUCAAUUUCCGGAAAAUUGCCCGAAAAUCUCAGCGGUUUCAAUAGCCUCGAGUAUUUGGAUAUUUCAGACAAUGGGUUUUUUUCGUCAUUACCAUCGGAUAUUUUUAUUUCUUCGUCAGUCAAGCAUUUAAAUCUCAGCCAUAAUCGAAUAACCGGAUCACUACUCGGUUAUGGUGAUGAUUUUGGUGGAUUAAAAGUAUUGGAUUUGAGCUAUAAUCAGUUAACAGGGGAAUUACCUGGUUUCAACUUUGUCUAUGAUCUUGAAAUCCUUAAUCUUGGUAAUAACAUGUUUUCUGGUUCUGUUCCUAACAAUCUCUUGAAAGGGGGUUCUUUGGUUCUUACUGAAUUGGACUUAAGCUGCAACAAUCUCUCCGGAACUAUAAGUGCUAUUACAUCAACAACAUUACAAACUCUCAAUCUUUCCUCGAACAUACUCUCCGGUGAACUUCCACCGUUGACCGGGAGCUGUGCUGUAGUUGACUUCUCGAAAAACCAAUUCGAAGGAAAUUUAACGAAGCUACUAAAAUGGGGGAAUGUGGAAGUUCUUGAUCUUAGUGAAAACCGUUUAACGGGCCCCGUUCCAGAGGUAACAGCUCAAUUUCUACGUUUGCGUUAUUUAAACAUCUCCCACAAUUCCCUCAUUGGUUCUCUUCCGAAAGUGAUCACAUCAUUACCUAAACUCAUGAUUCUUGAUCUUAGCUUCAAUUCGUUCGUUGGACCUUUAUUAACUAAUCUUCUAACAUCAUCAACUCUGCAAGAACUUCACUUAAAGAACAAUAAACUUUCGGGAAGCAUUGACUUUUCGCCUUCUUUUACUACAAAUCUUCGAGUACUUGAUUUGUCCGAAAACGAGCUUUUCGGUUUCUUACCUAAUGAGUUCGGUUUUUUCACUAAACUUCAAGUGCUUGAUAUUGGAGGGAACAACUUUUCGGGUUCUUUGCCUGUUUCGAUUUCUAACAUCACUGUCCUAAAUUCGUUAGAUAUAUCUCGAAAUCAUUUCACCGGUCCAAUUCUUGAAAACUUAUCCAACACUCUCCAAAGCUUUAAUGCAUCGUAUAACAAUCUUUCUGGUGUGGUCCCACAAAAUUUGAGGAAGUUUCCUUUAUCUUCUUUCUACCCCGGAAAUUCCCAACUCCAAUUCCCUAAUCCACCUCGUAACUCUUACAAAAACCCGUCCGAGAAUCGAAGCAAGAAUCAUUUCAAAACCAUCAUCGUACUUGUAAUAAUAUCCGUUUGUGUUGUGGUUACUGUGAUAAUCUUGUUCCUUCUCGCCAUUUUCAUUCACUACAAACGCAAAUCAAGAGAGCCUUCACCAAACAUAACCGAAUUAAAAGACGCCAGCUGUCACUCUUCGACGAAUACAUCGAGCUUCAUCAGUCCACAGGUGGAUCUUGCAACAGACGAAAAGUCAACAACAACAAUAACCGGUUUAUCUCCAUCGAAGACAAGCCAGUUAUUAUGGUCACCUGUUAGCUCCGGGGAUUCAAAUACUGGAUUGGAUGCCAGCUCACCCGAGCGCUUAGCUGGCGAGCUGAACUUUCUAGAUGACACGAUUUCCUUUACGCCCGAAGAAUUGUCGCGGGCCCCGGCGGAAGUUCUUGGAAGGAGCAGCCAUGGAACUUGUUACAAAGCAACUCUUGACAGUGGUUUGGUGCUGACUGUGAAGUGGCUUAGAGAUGGAGUUGCAAAACAGAGAAGGGAGUUUACUAAAGAAGCUAAGAAGUUUGCGAAUAUUCGACAUCCGAAUGUCGUUGGUUUGAGAGGGUACUAUUGGGGGCCCACACAACACGAGAAGCUUAUUCUCUCGGAUUACAUAUCUCCUGGAAAUCUCACGAGUUUUCUUUACGAUCGUCCGGGAAGAAAGGAUCCACCGCUAACGUGGGCUCAAAGGCUCAAAAUAGCAACCGAUAUUGCGCGUGGUCUAAACUAUCUCCAUUUUGAUCGUGCUAUCCCGCAUGGAAAUCUCAAAGCUAACAAUGUACUAUUAGACGGGCCCGAUCUUAACGCACGUGUAGGUGAUUACUGCCUACACCGUUUGAUGACUCAAUCAGGCACUAUCGAACAAAUUCUCGAUGCUGGUGUAUUAGGCUAUCGUGCACCGGAGCUAGCUGCUUCUAGAAAGCCGGUGCCUUCUUUCAAGUCGGAUGUGUAUGCAUUUGGAGUGAUAUUGUUGGAACUUAUCACCGGAAAGUGUGCGGGAGAUGUGGUUUCCGGGGAGGAGGGAGGAGUGGAUUUGACGGAGUGGGUGCGGUUGAGGGUGUGUGAAGGAAGAGGGAUAUUGAAUUGUUUGGAUAAUGUGGUGGCGCGUGAGAUGGGAAAUCCGGCGGUGGAGAAAGGGGUUAAGGAUGUAUUUGGGAUUGGUUUGAGAUGUGUUUGUUGUGUGUCUGAAAGGCCUGGCAUCAAGACUGUGUACGAGGAUCUAUCUUCUGUUUGAAUUGCUAUUCAGCAAUUGUAAUGAUUUUUCUUGGAUUAGUUUUAUGUAUAAUUUGUGAUUGAGCACAUUUAAUUAACAAAAUUAAGAUGUUGUUUUAAGGAUAAAAUUGUCUUUCACUCCUAUAAAUUGAAUUUGAG